AGGGAGACAGGGAGAGGAGUUGUCCGCUUCUCUUCUCGGAUCUCUCUUUUUUCAGUUUGGUGCUGAGGUGAAUGGGUUCGACGGAGAUCGCCCGUCCCGAUGUUCCAUCUUUCUACGAGACCGAGAUCAGCUGGGACAAGUAAAGCGUCUCGUCCUCUCUCUAUGUUUCCUUUCAAGAUUCGUGCAUUAUUGGUACUCUUGAACAUUGCGUCUGAUUCUUCCUUUAAUUCUUGGAAAUGUGGGUAAGUCAAUUCUGGUUGUUGUUCUUGUUCGUCUUUACGCGCGCAGGAUUGGCUUUUUUAUGACGUUCUUGGAUUUUAGCUAGCAUUAACUCGAGGCUUACUUAUCAAGAUUUGAUGUUUCUUUCGAGUUUUGACCUUUUUAGGUGUUCCUGGACAUUGCCUACCGUUAACUCGACGAUUUCUUAUCUGUUGGGUCAACGCUCGUUGCUUGUACUCAAGUUGUCGGCUUGACAAAACCAAGUUCUAUGUUGUAGGAGCUGGAAUUUUCAGUGGUGUUACUCUGGCACUAUAUCCACUCUCUGUCAUAAAGACCAGGAUGCAGGUUGCUUCAAAGGAUGCUGUGCAGAAGAAUGUAUUUUCGGCUUUCAGAAAUAUUGUAAAGGUUGAUGGCAUCCCUGGUCUUUACAGGGGUUUCGGCACAGUUAUAACUGGAGCUGUUCCUGCCAGGAUUGUUUUCCUCACUUCUUUGGAAAUGACGAAAGAGGCUUCAUUAAAGCUGGUGGAACCAUUUAAACUUUCUGAACCAGUUCAAGCUGCCAUAGCAAAUGGCAUUGCUGGCAUGUCAGGAUCUCUAUGCUCCCAGGCCGUGUUUGUUCCUCUUGAUGUGGUUAGCCAAAAGUUGAUGGUACAAGGGUACUCUGGUUUUGCAAAGUAUAAUGGUGGAUUUGACGUUGUUCAUAGAAUUAUCAAGUCUGAUGGAGUCUGGGGACUAUACAGAGGAUUUGGCCUGUCUGUUAUGACAUAUCCUCCUUCUAGUGCUGUAUGGUGGGCAAGUUAUGGAUCCAGCCAACAUAUUAUCUGGAAGCUCCUAGGUCGUGGAAAUGAGAAGAAAAAUGUAUCUAGUCAGUGGAAUAUAGUCUAUGCUCAAGCAGCCAGUGGUGUUGUAGCAGGUGCUGUGACAUCUUGUGUCACAACCCCUCUUGACACAAUUAAGACUCGAUUGCAGGUCAUGGACACUACCGAGAAACGAGAUGUAGGACAAGUUAUGAAAAGAUUGAUUGCUGAAGAUGGAUGGAGAGGGUUAUACAGAGGAUUAGGCCCAAGGUUUGCGAGCAUGUCGGCAUGGGGCACAACAAUGAUUGUGGCAUACGAAUAUUUGAAGAGGCUUUGCGCUGUAAGUGAAAGAGAUUUGAGCGGUUGACUUCAGCAAUAACAGUAUUGAAUUCACGCAAGAGAGAUGGAGAUCGGCGAUGAAGCAGCUGACUCCCAUCGCCUGCGGAUGACUCGUUAAUCGACACCUGGCGAUCCCUUCUUCUGCCUGUAUUACUAACAGUUUAUGACUAAAGAUGGAACACAAAUACAACAAAAGAAUGCACCAUUCCGUCGGCA
Musa acuminata AAA Group (dessert banana) is the source of this 1571-nucleotide messenger RNA. RefSeq lists its product as uncharacterized. The record is from RefSeq and is a predicted model, not a curated record. The coding region runs from base 559 to 1383 and encodes 274 amino acids. Gene Ontology annotation, biological process: transmembrane transport. The transcript has 6 exons. Lineage: Eukaryota; Viridiplantae; Streptophyta; Magnoliopsida; Zingiberales; Musaceae.